AAGCUUCUUUAGUGAUAACAUGGGAGAAUCCCGGAGCCCGGAGGGACAGCGAUGAUCUCUUUCCGCUUCGAUGACGUGGCGGUCUACUUCACGGAGGACGAGUGGCGCAGCCUGGAGGAAUGGCAGAAGGAGCUGUACAAGGAUGUGAUGAAGGAGAAUUACCAGAGCCUGGUGUAUGUGGAUCAGCCGGAGAUUCUUUCCAGGAUUGAGAGGGGAGAGGACCCCUGUAUUAGGGCACAGGAGCCGCUCAAUAAUAACUCCGCCCACACAGAGAUAAACGAGCGAACGAUCGCAGAGGAUGAGCUGGACAUGGAGCUGACCAUAGAUUGCCCAGUGGAUCUGCUGGAGGAUGUGGACAAUCAGCCGCAGUGGGAGAUGCUGGACAUUCUGAUAUUCCUGGACGAGCUCUUUGACCUGUAGAUGGCGCUGUGGGUGCAGUUUGUGUAUUUUUUUGGUUUUAUUAAACAGUUUAUUUUGUCUGGUUUCUCUAUGA
Messenger RNA from Hyla sarda, 493 nucleotides. Its product is annotated as zinc finger protein 777-like. NCBI's taxonomy places the organism in Eukaryota, Metazoa, Chordata, Amphibia, Anura, Hylidae. Bases 52 to 420 code for a protein of 122 amino acids. Gene Ontology annotation, biological process: regulation of DNA-templated transcription. The transcript is spliced from 5 exons. The record is from RefSeq and is a predicted model, not a curated record.